ACGCCGAGAUCCGGAGACGGUUUCCCGGCCGGAUCGAAAAGCGGCGUGCACCGAGUGUCGCGGGAGCAGCACCUUGGUCCCCUGCUCCCGCGACAUGGCCUUCAACUUUGGGGCUCCCUCGGGCACCUCGGGUACCGCUGCAGCCACCGCGGCCCCCGCGGGUGGGUUUAGUGGAUUUGGGACAACGUCUACAACAGCAGGUUCUGCAUUCAGCUUUUCUGCUCCAACUAACACAGGCACUACUGGAUUCUUUGGUAGUACUCAAAACAAAGGUUUUGGAUUUGGUACUGGUUUUGGUACGACAGCUGGAACUAGUACUGGUUUAGGUACUGGUUUGGGAACUGGACUUGGAUUUGGAGGAUUUAAUACACAGCAGCAGCAGCAGCAGCAGCAGCAGCAACAGACUACAUUAGGUGGUCUCUUCAAUCAGCCUACACAAGCUCCUGCCCAGUCCAACCAACUGAUAAAUACUGCAAGUGCUCUUUCUGCUCCAACACUACUGGGAGAUGAGAGAGAUGCUAUUUUGGCAAAAUGGAAUCAACUACAGGCCUUUUGGGGAACAGGAAAAGGAUAUUUCAACAGUAACAUUCCACCAGUGGAAUUCACACAAGAAAAUCCUUUUUGCCGAUUUAAGGCAGUAGGUUAUAGUUGUAUGCCCAAUAAUAAAGAUGAAGAUGGGCUAGUGGUUUUAGUUUUCAACAAAAAAGAAACAGAUAUUCGAAGCCAGCAACAGCAGUUGGUAGAAUCAUUGCAUAAAGUUUUGGGAGGAAACCAGACCCUUACUGUAAAUGUAGAGGGUAUUAAAACAUUGCCAGAUGAUCAGACAGAAGUUGUCAUUUAUGUUGUUGAGCGUUCUCCAAAUGGUACUUCAAGAAGAGUUCCAGCUACAACACUAUAUGCCCAUUUUGAACAAACCAAUAUAAAAACACAAUUGCAGCAACUUGGUGUAACCCUUUCUAUGACUAGAACAGAACUUUCUCCUGCACAGAUCAAACAGCUUUUACAGAAUCCUCCUGCUGGUGUUGAUCCAAUUAUCUGGGAACAAGCCAAAGUGGAUAACCCUGAUUCUGAAAAGUUAAUUCCUGUACCAAUGGUGGGUUUCAAAGAACUUCUUCGAAGACUGAAGGUUCAAGAUCAGAUGACUAAACAGCAUCAGACCAGAUUAGAUAUCAUUUCUGAAGAUAUUGGUGAAUUACAAAAGAAUCAAACUACAACUAUGGCCAAAAUUGCACAAUACAAGAGGAAGCUCAUGGACCUUUCCCAUAGAACUUUACAGGUCCUAAUUAAACAGGAAAUUCAGAGGAAGAGUGGGUAUGCCAUCCAAGCUGAUGAAGAGCAGUUGCGAGUUCAGCUAGAUACAAUUCAGUGUGAACUAAAUGCCCCUACUCAGUUUAAGGGCCGACUAAAUGAACUAAUGUCCCAAAUCAGGAUGCAGAAUCAUUUUGGAGCAGUCAAAUCUGAAGAAAGAUACUACAUAGAUGCAGAUCUGUUACGAGAAAUCAAGCAGAUCUCAAGAAAUUACAGAUGUCUGUGACCAAACUCAUAGCUGACUGGAAUUUCUGGCAACAAGAUUACAGCAGUAUUUGUUGGCCACUGGGCUUUUGGACAUAAGGAUUCCUCCCUUUGUAGAGCCUGCUACUGCUAGCCUGUUACUGCAGUUUCCAAACAGUGGUAAAGGUGUCACUGCACGCUCUAGCAAAUUCACAGGGGUACCAAGGGAUAUUUUAAAAUUUCAAGACAAACACAGCCAUACUUCAUAUCUUUCAGACACUGCAUGAACUACUAGCUCUAGGUAGAAUACAGCUUCAAAGUUAUAUUACGUUAUAUUCUGUUUGAUAACAUCAUAUAUUUGCAAACCUGGGUUUUUAGCAAUUGUUGUGAUAAAAAGCAAAUAUAUGUGAAAAAUCAACGUGGAUCAGGAAAUAAGGUGGUAUCUAAUCUGAUACCAAGGUUUGAGAAGCUGUGCAGUCAGUGUCCAAAAGGCACAUACAUCCCAUUAGCAAGUCACUGUGGUUAAGGAUGAAAUAACAGUACUUAAAUUUUUUAUAUACAAGGGUGAGUUAAAAAUUAUCUGCAUUCUGGCUGUAGAAUUCAUAGAAAUUUUAAUAUAACCAGAGUGCGGAUAAUUUUUGACUCACUCUCAUGUAUUACUUCUUAAAACUGCUUCUGAGAUAUUAGGACAUAAAUACUGAGUUGUUAGAGUUUACUUAAUAAAUGGAAUUUUUAGAUACUUAUUUUCACCUAGGGAUGCUGUGAAAAAAAAUAUGCCAAUAGUAAGGACGCCAUAAACCAAGAAAGUUUGAGAACCUCUGCAUUAGACAGUACAAAGCCUUACCUACUACUUUAUCCAAACUGCUGGCUCAAUGGGGGCCUUAUUUAUAAGACAUCACACCUGAAAAGACAGCUGCCAUGUUGUGAGACAGUCUAUGGAGAGGCCUAUAUAGUCAGGAACAAGGGAGGCCUCCAGCCAACAGCCCAUGAGAAACUAAGGCAUUAGUCAACAACCCACGAGGAACUGAAUCCUGCCAUCAACCAUGAGUGAGCUAGGAAGUACAUCUUCCCCAGUGAAGUAUUAUGAUGAUUGCAGCCUUGUGAGAGAUCCCGAGUCAAAAGAUCCAGCUACACCGAACCCAUAUUCCUGACCCACAGCAACUCUGAGACAAUAAAUGUUGU
Messenger RNA from Hippopotamus amphibius kiboko, 2673 nucleotides. It is a transcript of the gene NUP54, whose product is annotated as nucleoporin 54. Bases 95 to 1534 code for a protein of 479 amino acids. Gene Ontology annotation, molecular function: structural constituent of nuclear pore. The transcript has 12 exons. Gene Ontology annotation, cellular component: nuclear pore; nuclear pore central transport channel. Gene Ontology annotation, biological process: protein localization to nuclear inner membrane; NLS-bearing protein import into nucleus; nuclear pore organization. The record is from RefSeq and is a predicted model, not a curated record. Lineage: Eukaryota; Metazoa; Chordata; Mammalia; Artiodactyla; Hippopotamidae.